Molecule: messenger RNA, 1609 nt
Organism: Drosophila mojavensis
Lineage: Eukaryota; Metazoa; Arthropoda; Insecta; Diptera; Drosophilidae
Product: sensory neuron membrane protein 1-like
Cellular component (GO): membrane; cytoplasm
Molecular function (GO): scavenger receptor activity
Source: RefSeq, a predicted model, not a curated record
AUGUACCUUAAGUUUAUGAUUGUUUAUAUAUAUUAUAUAUAUGUAACAUUUGCCCAGAGUGUUAAUCUGAAGCCCGGCAGUGAGACGCGUCAGCUGUGGGAGAAAAUGCCUUUUCCGCUCAGCUUUAAGGUUUACGUCUUCAAUGUUACGAAUUCAGCGAAUAUCGAAGCCGGUGGCAAGCCGCAGCUACAGGAAGUGGGUCCAUUUGUCUAUGACGAGUGGAAAGACAAAUAUGAUAUAGUGGACAUUGAGGCAGAGAACGCAGUCAGCUUUAAUAUGCGCAACACAUUUCAAUUCCGUCCGGAUCUGGGGCUCAGCGGAGAGGAGCUGAUAACCAUGCCGCAUCCCUUGCUGCAAUUCCUAGCCAUUGCCAAUCUGGCACAGCCUGCUGAGGUGCAGGCUGCCGUUGCCCUGGGCCUGGAUCUCAUUUUCCAGCCUCAAAGCGCAUUCAUAACAGCCAAGUUCAAGGAUCUCUUCUACGCUGGCAUCGAUGUCAACUGCGGCUCAGAUCACGCCGCUGUUCAGGCCAUUUGCCAGCAGUUCCAAGCAGGCGCCGUGCCUGGCGCUGUGGCCCUGAACGCCACGCACUAUAAAUUCUCACUGAUGGGCGGGGCAAGUCCAUUGCUAGGCAAUCACACAAAUGCCGGACGCUUUAAGGUGCUGCGCACCUCCGGCUCUAAGCAGCUGACAGUGGGCCAAAUUCUCGCCUACAACGAGGCUGAGCAAUUGCAGGUGUGGCAGGAGACGAACGGCAGCAGCUGCAAUCGCUUGCGCGGCACAGAUGGCACCAUCUUUGCGCCGCUCAUGCAGCCACAGCACGGCCUGUGGAGCUACUCGGCACAGCUCUGUCGCUCCCUGACACCCAAGGCAAUGGGCAAAACCAAAUACAACCAGCUGCCAGCUCAAAGAUACGAGCUAAGCUUUGGUUCACCAAGCGUAAGUGAGCGAGUAAUCCUUGGCCUCCAAGCAGAACUCUUCGAAAGAGAAAAAAGGAUAUAUAGAAAAGAUUUCCCUGUAAAAUCUCAAUCAAAUCUAUCUCUUCAGACGGAACCGGAUUUGCACUGCUUUUGCACGGAUUUUCCCGGCGAUUGUCCAGCCGAUGGCACUAUGGAUCUAAGGCGCUGCAGUGGCACGCCUUUAAUGGCAUCCUUGCCGCACUUUUAUCAGGCAGAUCCAAGGCUAGUGGAACAAGUGGAAGGACUUUCGCCUACAGCUGCUAAGCAUGCCAGCACAAUGAUCUUCGAGCAGCUAUCUGGCACAGUGCUCACUGUAUAUAAUCGCCUGCAGUUCAGCUUGAAAGUUAUGCCAGUCAAGGAUGUGCCCACCAUGGCGCAGCUGCGUCCUUUGGCCAUGCCACUCUUCUGGAUCGAGGAGUCGUUGCAGCUGGAUGAGAAGAUAACGCAGCUGCUGCACAAAAAGAUAUUUGCGUAAGUUAACUUUGAAUAUUUCGAAUAAUAAUGCCUAACUGCUUUCAUAUUUAUCUACAUGCAGCGUGCUGAAUGCCAACAAUUGGUUUAGAUGGCUCUGCAUUGGCCUUGGUAGCCUGGGCUGCAUAUUGGGCGGCUUGUUCCUUCACCUAAGUCGCAGCGAUGCCAAACGCGUGGGCUUC